Dermacentor silvarum is the source of this 702-nucleotide messenger RNA. RefSeq lists its product as uncharacterized. The coding region runs from base 207 to 530 and encodes 107 amino acids. NCBI's taxonomy places the organism in Eukaryota, Metazoa, Arthropoda, Arachnida, Ixodida, Ixodidae. The transcript has 4 exons. The record is from RefSeq and is a predicted model, not a curated record.
UUCUUCGAACAGGUUCUGCGGAAAGAGGGACAGUAAACGGUCACGGACCGACUUCCUGAUUUCUGUGUCAUUCUUUGCCAAGGAUAACCGCUCGCAAAUCCAUAAGCGGAGCCUGAACAACCGCUACAACCGGCAGUGCUUCACCGCAGCUCGAAAGAGGCAGCCGUCGCCGACUAAAAAACCUGAAACUUCCUGCAAAAAGCACCAUGAAAGCCACAAUUUUCAUCGGAGCGCUCUUGGUUCUGUUGUGCACGACCGCCUACGGAUGCGACCACAUGGGCUACCGCCGGGAUGCGGGCCGCUGCAAGACGAAACACGAAACCAAUUUGCAACAGGCGUCAGCUUCCCAGAGAUGCUGCCCGUUCUAUGUCCUCUCGGAGUGCCUCAAGCUGGCAUCUCGAUACUCGGACUGUCCCCAGGCUUAUGCUAUGGCUGAGCUGAAAGAACUUCGCGAUGCGAGCCGCUUGACCCCCGACCAAUGUCAGGGUGGACGAGAGCAGUGUGGUGACGCGCCAAGAAGACAAUACUAGUCCCAGCGCUGCCGCCACAAAAGACAUCGACUAUGUCCCAACUGUGACACCUGCCCCCUCACACUGCCUCUCUUACGCCAUGAAACAUCCGUAAUGCUGGACAUUAUUGACAGGAGAAGGACGAAAACCCGUACACCAAGCAUGCGCAAAAUGGUGUGGAAUAAACAUUUUU